GACGAUUUCACCACGAUGAGCUCUGAACCCACGAAUUUCUCCGGGGCAUUGGCCACAUGGAAGGAAAUAAAUCUUUCUGAACUCCAGAAAACUCUUGACGCGCAAGGGAUACAACUUGUCGACAACCAGAAGGAGAGUGUUGUCGGGCGCAAGGCUUUGGCCGACAAAACCAAGGAGUUCAAGAAAAUACCGGACAGCGAGAAGCUCGAGGCGUUCAAGGGUUUGCUGAAAGCCUACCAAACAGAGAUAGACAGUCUCACCAAACGAUCCAAGGCCUCUGAGAAUGCAUUCCUCGAUGUGUACAAGGUGCUUGCGGAAGCGCCGGACCCAUAUCCGUUGCUGGAAGCCGCUGUUGACCAAACAGUCAAAGUUGCCGAAGCACGCGACUUUGAAGCGGAGCUAAAACGGCUGCGGGAAGAAAACGUGGACCUACGGAAACGCGUCAGUGACUUUGCCUCAACCGAAGCCGCCAAGAAGAAGUCCGAGCAGAAAGUCGAGCAGCUCGAGCAGAAGAUGGAGGAAAUGAUCCAGGAGAAAGUUGCUCAGAAGGAGAACGAACUGAAUGCCACUUAUGACGAAAAACUGCGCAACUACGAAGAGAGGGAGCAAGACCUGCAAAAGCAAGUCGCAUUAACGAAAAAUCAAUUGCUGGAUUUGCGCAUGUCAAAUGAAUCGAACCAAGCGAAACUCAUGGAUCAAGGCCAAAAACAAGACAAAGAAGUUGUAGCCAAGUUGGCGGAACUUGACAUGGUCGUCGCCGAUUUGGAGCGUGCCAAUAGUCGUGUGGUCACAGUUGAACGCCGUAACGAGAUACUGCGAGCGGAGAUAGAAACUAUUCGUACUGGCUCGGAGAGUUCAGACCGGGUCAAAUCUUUGCAGUCUCAAAUCGCUGAUUUGGAAGCUGAAUCCGAGCGUUUGUCUCGCGUGCUAGAGUCGCAAAAGCAAGUCUCCUCCGAGGCGACAGUUGCCGCUCAGAAGCGGAUAGAUGACCUUUCGCGCGACAUUCAGAUUAAGGCGAGCGAGAUUGACCAGCUCAAGAGCAAACUUAAACAAUAUGGAGACUAUGACGAGAUCAAACGUGAACUAGAAAUUAUGAAGUAUGUUGAAUUCGCGGGCCUUGAUGACGCAGACGAUGAGGAAGGAGAUCACGACACUAAACCCGACUCUGGGUUGCAAUUGCCAAAUCCAAAUGCUCAGAAAGCCAAUGCCCAUCGCGGAAAGACGCUGGAAGCUCUUUUGGCCACGAAGAACAAGAAGUUGCUGGAAGAACUCACCAAGUUUAGAAUCAUUCACACAGAACUCGAGGCCUCAUUAGCAUCCGCCGAAGAACAACUGUUUACAACAAAGGCCGAACUAGAGAAGCAGAAGGACCUCAACGAGAAGUUAGAAACUGAUCUACUGUCUAUGAAUUCCCACAAGCCCAACGGCGACCUCGAUGCUUCCGAAACGGAUACAGGAGAUGUUUUGGCUGGACUAGAUCUCGGUCGCAAAGCUGACCCAUCAGUGAGAAGCACUCCAAUACCAUUCUCCUCUUCCGCCGACACAACCAUUCUUCCUAUUGUUACGAGCCAGAGGGACCGAUUUCGGCAACGGAAUGCUGAAUUGGAGGAGGAACUGCGCAAACAAUUCCAGAUUAUUUCCGAGCUACGGGCUGAGAUCAAGAACCUGCAAGCAGAUAACCUCAAGCUCUAUGAGAAAGUGCGAUAUAUGCAGAGCUACCGAGAAGAGGCCGGGUCGCGUCCGGUCACUUCGCAACUCGAUCCUCUGCCUGCCUCACAAUCUAGCUCAUCACGUGUUGACGACAUGAGCAAGUAUCGGGCAAGAUAUGAGGAGGCGAUGAAUCCCUUUGAGGCCUUCCGGGGACGGGAAGCGACAAGGGCAUACCAAAACCUGAACCCAAUUGAACGUGGUGUGCUCAUUCUGACUCGCGGUAUCCUAGGAAAUCGACGGACUCGGGCGUUCUUCAUCGUCUACGCGAUAGCGCUGCACUUGUUAGUCAUGUUUUCGACCUACGAAUGCACUGCGACAUCUGGUGGAGACUAUCAAAGACAGCCAGGCCCGCGGUAA
Messenger RNA from Mycena indigotica, 2067 nucleotides. RefSeq names its product Golgi membrane protein. The record is from RefSeq and is a predicted model, not a curated record. The coding region runs from base 16 to 2067 and encodes 683 amino acids. Gene Ontology annotation, cellular component: Golgi membrane. The transcript has 15 exons. Gene Ontology annotation, biological process: intra-Golgi vesicle-mediated transport. NCBI's taxonomy places the organism in Eukaryota, Fungi, Basidiomycota, Agaricomycetes, Agaricales, Mycenaceae.